Molecule: messenger RNA, 2301 nt
Organism: Siniperca chuatsi (mandarin fish)
Lineage: Eukaryota; Metazoa; Chordata; Actinopteri; Centrarchiformes; Sinipercidae
Product: alpha-1,3-galactosyltransferase 2-like
Exons: 6
Coding region: 376-1386 (336 amino acids)
Biological process (GO): carbohydrate metabolic process
Cellular component (GO): vesicle; membrane; Golgi apparatus
Molecular function (GO): hexosyltransferase activity
Source: RefSeq, a predicted model, not a curated record
GGCGAACAGACUGCGCGCGCAGUCGCAGCAAUCAGGGUUUGUUGUUGUUUUUUUCUGGCAGGAGACCUGCUUAACCUGUAAACUGAAUCCCGGGAAGAGACACUCCUCAUUAGAGCUGUUUCAACCUGUGGAAAGAGGAUACACGGGGGCUGCACUGCAGUUUGCCACAGACAAAGGAGAUCCUGCCCGUGUGAACCUCACACUAAAUCCAGGUUAAAUUAUUAGCCUGUGAAUAUUUCGGACGAAUUAUGGAUGUAUAUGGGUGACAGCGACUCACAGAAUUGCAGUUUUAUCAAUCCAACCUACGGCUGCCUUCACUUUCUUUGACAAGAUAGUUCAUAGUCUACUGGACUUGUACGCCAGCGUCUUUCAACAAUGAGGUACGUUCAGAAGAUCAGUGUUUGGAAAUGUGUGCUUUACUUUCAUAUCACGCUCUGUGUUCUCUACUUCACGCCACCAUCUGUAAGACUUUUAAUAGGCAUCCUUCCUAUGGACAAAUGCUCUUUGGAAAGUGGAAAGAUGCUGUCUCUGGACAACAGUGUGGAUGCCAGCCUUGACCUUAGAUCCAGAAGUGACGUGCAAACAUGUACAUCCUGGAAAGCUCCAAUCAUCUGGGAUGGAAUGUUUAAUCCUGAUCUUUACGAUCAGAUGCACAAGAGGGAAGGAUCCUCUGUGGCUCUGACAGUGUUUGCUGUGGGCAGGUACCUGGAUGCUUACCUCAAGACCUUCCUGAACUCAUCAGAGCGUCACUUUAUGUUGGGUUUGCCCGUCAAGUAUUAUGUGUUUACGGACAUGCCAGAGAAGGUGCCAGACAUCAAGCUUGCUCCACAGCGAAGCAUAAAGGUCGUCAAAGUGGAGAGGCACUCCAGGUGGCAGGACAUCUCUAUGAUGCGAAUGAAGAAGAUAUCAGAUGUCAUAGAGUUGGAUAUUCGCCACCACUGCACGCACGUCUUCUGCUUUGAUGUGGAUCAGGUGUUUACUGGGAGAUUUGGCUCAGAGGCUCUGGGAGAAUCUGUGGCUCUGCUCCACGCUUACUACUACCACUUUCCACAGAUGUUGUUUACCUACGACCGCAACCCGAAGUCUAAGGCAUACAUGGAAACCGGGGAUUUCUACUACCACGCUGCUGUCUUUGGAGGCUCGUGGAAGAGUGUAAAAGCAUUGACUGAGGCCUGCUAUCAGAGCAUCAUGGAGGAUAAAUUGAAUGAUGUGGAGGCUCGGUGGCACGAUGAGAGUCAUCUCAACAAGUACCUGUGGCUUCACAAACCAAGCAGGGUGCUCUCUCCAGAGUACUGCUGGGACACCAGUAUCGGCUACAGGAGUGACAUACAGGUCACCCGACUACUGUGGGCACCAAAACAUUAUGAUACACUGCGCACCCCUUAGUGUGUUUUGGAAUUAAAGUGCAUAUUAUGAGACUCAUAAAUUAAUCUUCAAUUCAGUGCCUUUUGUGAGAGAGAGAGAGUGAGUGACCAAUAGUAACUGUAGUAGCAGUAGUCGAGCAGGAAACACAAUAAGAGAAUUAAAUGUGGACUCAAACAUCAGAUCUCUGUCAUCUAAAGCUGUACUAGUGAACGAUUUAAUAUCAGAUUAUCAUAUUGACUUAUUUUGUCUUACUGAAACCUGGCUGGGUCAUGAAGAAUAUGUUAGCCUACAUGAAUCCACUCAUUAUCAUUCAUAUUAAUACUCACAUUCCUCAAGGCACCAGCCGAGUAAGUGGAGUUACAGCAAUCUUCGACUGGACUUAAGUCUAUUAAUCAACCCUAAACUAAAUUAUAACUCAUUCAAAAGCCUUGUUCUUAAUCUUUCACACCCAACCCGGAAAACGCGACAGAUAAAGUAAUUCUUGUAGGUGAUUUUAAUAUUCAUGUGGAUGUUGAAAAUGAUAGCUAGGUACUGCGUUUAUCUCAUUAUUAGAUUCAAUUGGCUUCUGUCUUCUGUCUAUAGUCUUUACACAGAAUCCUUCAUUAUCAGAUCAUUAUUUAAUAACUUUUUAACUCCUAUUACUGGACUACAUGCCAUUAGGCAAAAACUCCUAUACUAGAUAUCUGAUAGUGCUGUAGCUAAAUUUUAAGGAAGCGAAUCCAUCUGCAUUUAAUUUGGGGCUAUGUCUCAAUAUAACAGAGGACUCCUAUGCUAAUUUCAGCCCCUCCCAUAUUGACCAUCUUGUUGAUAGUGCUGCAGGCUUACUGCUGACAGAAUCACAGCUCUGUUGAGUCAUGUAUUCCUAUAGACCUCAGUAGUAACGACUUCAUGAGCAUCUUUAAUAAUUAAAUUUUAAUUAGAAAAAAAAAAAAAAAA